AUGAAUCAUAUAUAUAGGCAUAAUAACUUUUCUUGUGAAGAAAAUAAUACUGAAGAAUUAAUUCCCAGUAAAAAUAUGAUAAAUGGAUUUAUAAAAAUCAAACCUAAAAAUAAAAGAAAUAAUAAUACUUAUGAAAAUGUAAGAUCAAAAAGUUUAAACAUAAAUAGAAGAGAAUGUAGAAAUUAUAAUAGAAAUUAUACAACUAAUAAUAUUGAAAACCCUGAAUCAUUAUGCCGUGAAUAUGCAAAUGAAAUUUUGAAAAUCGAUGAAUAUAUACAAUAUCCUUAUAGUGUAAAUAACAAUUAUGAUAAAAAAAAAUGGAAAGAAGCGCAUACAUUAAGAAAUAGAAUGAAAGAAUAUGAUAUAAUAACGAGAAAAAAAUUAUUUGAAAAUAAUAUUAUUAAUAAAAAAGCAAAAUUUGAUAGAGAAAGAUUUAUCAUUUUAAAUAGAAUUCCCUUAUUCAGAGAAGCAUUUCCUGUAGCAAAAGAUACAUCAGAUAAAAAUAAAGAAGCUAUAAUUUGUACCUACUUAAAAACACAUGCUUCUUACUUACUUUCAGAAAGUAAAAAAAACAAAAAGAAUUUCAGAAAAAAAAAAAAAAUUAAUAAUUCACUUAACUAUUUUGAAGAAAGAAACAAUCCUUUUAAUUAUAAAUCAGGAUAUUAUAAACAAAAUAAUAAUAAAAUUUCAGAAAAUUAUAGAAAGGGAGAUUUAUCUUAUAACCUACAAAAAAAAAAAAAAAAUGAAAAAAUAAGAAAUAGAAAUAAGACACCAUUUACAAAUAGAAAUUUAAACAACUGUGAAAUUAUAAUAAAUGGUGUAUAUAAUAAAGUAAAUAAGGAAAAUGAAAGAAAUAAUAUUACUAGAACUAACUCUAGACAAUUUUCUAAUAAUCAUAGAACAAAUAAUAAGAUACUUCUGAACAUCAAAAAUGUUCCUAAAAACUUUUUUAAUGAUAAUGAUAAAAGGGAAGAGUCUUAUGAUUGGAAUUCAAAUAUAACAAAAAUAAAUAUGUGUAAUUCUAAUAACUUUAGAAAUACAAAUACUUAUGAUUAUUCAAAUGAAUGUAAAAAUACAAACAUUAAUGACAACUCAGAUAGAAAUACAUAUGAUUACAUAAGCUCGCGUGACCAAUUUUCUAAUCAGUCUAAUUAUGCUGAUGAAUAUUUAACUAACUUAUCAAAUAAUUCAAAAGAUUUAUAUAUAAAAAAUAAUAUAAAAAAUGAAAAAACUGUUUUUAAAAAAGAUAGAUAUUCUUUAUUAGGUAAAAUUAAAAAUAAUAAAGAUGUAAAAGUUAAACUAGUUUUAAAUAAAGUAUGA
This is a messenger RNA of Plasmodium relictum, 1320 nucleotides long. Its product is annotated as conserved Plasmodium protein, unknown function. The transcript has a single exon. The coding region runs from base 1 to 1320 and encodes 439 amino acids. The record is from RefSeq and is a predicted model, not a curated record. Lineage: Eukaryota; Apicomplexa; Aconoidasida; Haemosporida; Plasmodiidae.